Molecule: messenger RNA, 34605 nt
Organism: Pelobates cultripes (western spadefoot toad)
Lineage: Eukaryota; Metazoa; Chordata; Amphibia; Anura; Pelobatidae
Source: the annotation of a GenBank genome assembly
CGGGAAAUAAAUCGGAGCAAACAAGGUUUUGGAUGUCGAAAUCGGCUGCCUCCCUCCCACUCAGGAAGAGAGCUAUUUCCAAUCUGAUACACCGGACAUGUAGGCAGACUGCUAGAGUUCCUUUAUGGACUAAAACAACAGUAAGUUUGAGUGGACCUUUCCAGGAUCUCCCAAACCCCAGGACAGCAUCUCCCCAAUCCAUGGUAAGUACAGGCUGCUGUUCCUUCUCGGCGUUCUAUAUCAUAUUAUAAUGUGUCAGUGUGUGGAUAUAUACAGGCUGCUGAGCCUUCUCGGCGUGCUAUAUCUUAUUAUAAUGUGUCAGUGUGUGGAUAUAUACAGACUGCUGAGCCUUUUCGGCGUUCUAUACCAUAUUAUAAUGUGUCAGUGUGGGGAUAUAUACAGACUGCUGAGCCUUUUCGGCGUUCUAUACCAUAUUAUUAUAAUGUGUCAGUGUGUGUGGAUAUAUACAGGCUGCUGAGCCUUCUCGGCGUUCUAUACCAUAUUAUUAUAAUGUGUCAGUGUGUGUGUGUGUGUGUGUGUGUGUGGAUAUAUACAGGCUGCUGAGCCUUCUCUGCGUUCUAUACCAUAUUAUUAUUAUAAUGUGUCUGUGUGUGUGUGUGUGGAUAUAUACAGGCUGCUGAGCCUUCUCGGCGUUCUAUACCAUAUUAUAAAGUGUCAGUGUGGGGAUAUAUACAGACUGCUGAGCCUUCUCGGCGUUCUAUAUCUUAUUAUAAUAUGUCAGUGUGUGUGGAUAUAUACAGGCUGCUGAGCCUUCUCGGCGUUCUAUACCAUAUUAUUAUAAUGUGUCAGUGUGUGUGUGUGUGUGUGUGUGUGUGGAUAUAUACAGGCUGCUGAGCCUUCUCGGCGUUCUAUAUUAUUAUUAUUAUUAUGUGUCGGUGUGUGUGUGGAUAUAUACAGGCUGCUGAGCCUUCUCUGCGUUCUAUACCAUAAUAUUAUUAUUAUUAUUAUUAUUAUUAUUAUUAUUAUUAUUAUUGAGUGAGUGUGUGGGGAUAUAUACAGACUGCUGUUCCUUCUCGGCGGUCUAUACCAUAUUAUUAUAAUAUGUCAGUGUGUGUGGAUAUAUACAGGCUGCUGAGCCUUCUCAGCGGUCUAUACCAUAUUAUUAUAAUAUGUCAGUGUGUGUGGAUAUAUACAGGCUGCUGAGCCUUCUCUGCGUUCUAUACAUUAUUAUUAUUAUUAUUAUUAUUAUUAUUAUUAUUAUUAUUAUUAUUAGGGGAUAUAUACAGACUGCUGUUCCUUCUCGGCGUUCUAUACCAUAUUAUAAUGUGUCAGUGUGUGGGGAUAUAUACAGGCUGCUGAGCCUUCUCGGCGUUCUAUACCAUAUUAUUAUAAUGUGUCAGUGUGUGUGUGUGGAUAUAUACAGGCUGCUGAGCCUUCUCGGCGUUCUAUACCAUAUUAUUAUAAUGUGUCAGUGUGUGUGUGGAUAUAUACAAGUUGCAGAUUCAUACUAUUGCUGCAGAGAAUUCACCAGACACAACAGCUACCCAGGUAACUUCAAACAUGGCCUUUUUAGAUUCAUGCCACUAACAGAGAAAACAAUCUGACACUCGCAUAGUUAAAAUCCAUGUGCUGUAGAUAAUGUCUCCCUAGGAUAUAUUGUAUGUUUCCUGUCUAGGCUUGCCUUUUCACAAAGCCCAGCGCCCCCAGCAGCGUGUACAAACCGCAUUGAUUCAUAAUAACCUUAUAUGACACUUGGUAUAUAGGAUCUGCAACCUGUGUGUAUGUGUGUAUAUAUACAUACAUAUAUACACUCUGAUAACAUUAUACAGCACAUAGCUUAAAGGAUCUACAGCACAUUGUGUGUGUGUGUGCUGUAGUUUAAAGGAUCUAUCCUCACACUGAUACAUUUGUAUCAGGUAAAUAGCAACCAGACGGGCAGUGAGCAUUAGUCAUAGCAAAAAGGAGAGCACAGCAGUUGUUUUUUGCACUAUAAGACUAAUGUUGUAUAUGGAGUGUCUGCUUGCACAUGGUUCUUCUAAGGUUGCCAGAUCGACUGUAUUCAAAUGGACUAAAAGUAAACGUUGAGGCGGGAAAUCCAGUAAUUAAUUAAUCAACCCUGCAGCAUAUGAAUUCUACCUACCGCAGGGCAGUGGUGUGUGUGUGUGUGUGUGUGUGUGUGUGUGUGUGUGUGUGUGUGUGUGUGUGUGUGUGUUUUCUUACGUUGCCCGUUGCAUGAAGUUAUAUGGUGUCCGGAGAAUUAUGGUGUUUCUGUCAGCCUGUAAUGUAUUAAGUAUUUGAAUCAGAUUUCUACCAUCUGUACAUAAACAUAGGAUAUAGGAGAAUGGGGAUCAUGCAUAAUACAAUUUCUGGGACAAAGUUCUAACAAUCACCAUGGACACCAAUGGUUUGUUCCAACUGUUUGCUCUAUUUUUUAAAACGUUGUUAUACAUAUCAUCCUAAAUAUCCUGUGGGAUAUACAAUAUUUCUAUGUAGAUCAUGGAAAUUGUAAUUGUGGGAUUCGAAAUGACCCAUUGUCUGCUUUUGAGAUUCUAGUUUUUUGUUUUGGAAUGCUGCUGUUAUUGAGGUGACAUAAGCAGAUUUAAAGCAGUAUAAUAUUAAUUUCUGCAUUUAGCACUUAAGAUACACACUUGUUCCGGUCCAGAACUUACCCGUUAUCAUUUUGCAUAUGAGGUACAGCGUUAUUCACUAAACUCUGAAUUGUAGUGUAUUAACAUUUCAAUAUGUUGGCAGAAAUGGAAAGGUUCUCCAACUCCACUUCAGUCACAGUUGGGUUUUUUUUAUUUUUUUUUUAUUAAGCCUCAUCUUUAAUUUGCUUCAGUUUGGAAUUAAAUGAAUAAGCCUGUUACAAAUGGUCUCACCAAUAGUCUACGAAGUGUUAAUUGAAUAUGAGCCAAAUGCACCAAGGCAUAGCGUGUUUUUUCCUGGACAAAGUGCUGCAUGUCAAGACUUUCUACUGGUGAUAGCCCCUUAAUUAGCAUUUUACCCCACGUGUGUGUAUGACUGCAAACAGGCAAUGCGGCCAGUGACACUUUAAUUGCCAAAUGUGUGUGUGUGUGUGUGUGUAUAUGUAUACACACUUUUCACUGGAUUUGAUCUUCUAUACAGACAAUGUUGCAAAAUAAGCUUCUGCCAUUACAGAAGUGGCUUAGAAGACUGCUGAGGUAUCACUUUUAUAUCCAAACUGUAGUGAACUAAAAUGCAAAUGGUAAAAAUUGCCAACACAUGACUGUAGCUAAAUUUUUUUUCUUAAUUUGGACUUUUUUAUUUUUUUUAUAUUUUUUUUUUAUUUUUUGUGAUCUGAUUAUAAUUUUGGACUAUAUUGAGGUUAUUGCUGUCUGGCACUGGUGCAAUUUAUGUUGCUCAGAUACACUGUUAAGCCGUUACAUUAAAACCACUGACAGAUGAAGUGAAUAACAUUGGAUUUUAUAUAGUUACAGUGGGAUAUAUUAGGCAGUAAGUGAACAGUCUGUAUAGUGUAAGGUUUUUUUCACUAUGCAUCUAACAGUGGAAGGCUGACCAUUUUUAUCCUGGCAGGCAAAUGCAAAUGAAUGGGUUUUUUUGCACAUGAAACUCACAGUUCAUUGUGUGGAUGACUCUAUUCACAUACAGCACGAUAUAUAUGGGUUUGACAGAUGAAGGAUGCUGGAGAUAGGACUUAUUGCCAUUUAUAUAGCGCCAACAGAUUCCGUAGUGCUUUACAAUAUUAUAAAGGGGGAUUUAACUGUAAAUAGGACAAUUACCAAAUUUACCAAGAAAACUUACAGGAACAAUAGGUUGAAGAGGACCCUGUUCAAACGAACUUAGUCUAUAGGAGGUGGGGUGUAAAACAAAUUGGGACAGGAAAUAGCAAACAAAUAAAGUGGGAGAGAAGCAGAGCUGGAGGAGAGAGCAAGAGACAGGUGUGUAAGGUAGAGGUUACUCUGGGAGGCCAUAACCUUUCCUAAAGAGAUGGGUUUUAAGGCUCUUCUUAAAGGAUUGAAGACUAGGGGAGAGUCUGAUGAGGCAGUGGGGGAUCUGGGGGGGGAGGGGCACAACGGGGCAAUUGGGCCCUCCCCCACCCCAGAUUCUCCCUUGCCAGCUAAUGCAGGGCAUGCAUUGUCCAAGUGCCUGUGGACCAGGGAGGGAGAUCAGAGAUCUCCCUCCCCGGUCCGCAGGCACUGUUCUGGCUGCAGGGGAGGGAGAGAGGACCUGGGAGCUCAGCCUGCAGGUCCUACUCUCGCGAGCACGGAGUGUUGCCGCGGAUACUAUGGCAACGCUCCAAAUCUCGUGAGAGUGAACUCUAGCCCUGGAGCUAAGGGCUAGAAUUCACUCUUACCACUGGAACCACCAGGGAUUCCCUACCGGACCACCAGGGAUGGAGAAAUGUCCCCCCUCCUCCCAGUAAAGGUAAGGGAGGGGGGACAUGUAUUUAUUUUAUUUAAAAAAAAAUUAAUAAAAGGCCCCCCCACACACACACACUGCCACCCAUACACACACUGCACACCCAUACAUGCACUGCCCCACAAACAUUGCCACACACUGCACACCCAUAGACACAUUGCCUCCCCCCAUAUACACAACCCCCCAUACACACAGUGCCCCCAAACACACAUACUUUGCACCGCUUACACACACACACACACACACACACACUGUAAUCCUGACAUACACUGCCACACUCACACACUGCACCUUUCACACACUUCACCCCUCACACAUACCACUGCUCCUAUGCGCUAUAUCCCAGCAGAUCCCAGGUAAGUUGUCAAACUGUUCUUAAACGGUUUGACUACUUACUCUGGGAUGGGAUCCUGGCACUACUGACACCAUAACUACUACACUGAGCUGUAGUGGUUAUUGUGCCUGGAUUAUUUCUUUAAAUAAUCUACAAGUGCCCCUCCUGAGAUCAGGCUCUGGAUCCGCCACUGUGAUGAGGGUAGGCAGGUUAUUCCAUAGGAAGAGAGCCACCUGCAAGAGGUCCUGCAAGUGUGAGUUGGCCGUAUGGGUGUGAGUAGCGGACAGGAGAAGGUCACAGGCAGAGCGGAGGGACAGAGGAGGGGCAUACCUAUGGAUCUGUGAGGAGAUAUGAGGGGCUAGAACUGUUCAGUGCUUUAUAGGUAUGGGUUAGCACUUUGAAUUGACUCCUGCAGGAUACAGGAAGCCAAUAUAAGGACUGACUGAGGUGUGAGAGGACCGACUAGAGGAAAAUAAGUCUGGCGGUGGCAUUCAUUACAAAGUGUAGCGGGGCAAUACAGCUUUUGGGAAGACUAAUCAGGAGAGGGUUACAAUAAUCCAUGCGGGAAUUUACUAGAGCAUGGACAAGCUCCUUGGUUGCCUCUUUUGUAAGAAAGGGGCGGAUGCGGGCUAUGUUUUUAAGUUGGAACCUACAGGAUUUGGCAACAAACUGGAUGUGAGACUCAAAGGUGAGGCCAGAAACAAGUAUGACGCCAAGACAGCGUGCUUGCAAAGAUGGACCUAUGUGGAUACCACUGACUUGAAGGGAAAGAGGAAGAUCAGUAUUAGGAGGAGGAAAGACAAGGAGUUCAGUUUUAGAGAGAGAGUUUCAGAAAGCGGGAGAACAUCCAGUCAGAGAUGGAAGAAAGGCAGCAGUGUUGAUAUUUGAAUGCAGGAGCUUAUUUGUGUGAAUUGUUGGAGUUGGAAUGCUGAGGUGUGUGUGUGUGUGUGUGUGUAUCUGAGAGUCUGCACCUGUGUAUGUGUGACACAUACAGGUGCAAACUCAGAUAAACUAAUACAGAUACACAGACACCCACAUUGACAUAAAGAUACACACUAACACACACAAAGAUACACACGCAUACUGAUAUACAGACUCUAUCUAACAUGCUUCCAUGCAUUUUAAGUGCAGGAGGGUGGCUUCCCUGGUAUCAAGUGGCAUCUGACUGAGUGUGAUGGGAGCCUGGCUCUCUCCUCAGGUCCUACCUAUUAAUCCACCUCCUCUCUCUCGGUUUGUUGGUAAGCAGGGAGGGAGAACCUUCCUGCGUCGCGGCAUUACACAGUGCAGGGGCCCAGUCACGCUGAUAAGUGGCCACGGUGCUUUACCGGGCCUCUGAUCAUUGAAACAUUUACUCUUCAAUAGCGGGCGGCACAUGUGUGAUGUCGAUGUUGCACGCCAAUGCGCACAGGACUGAAAUACUCCUCUGUUCUAGUAAGCAGUGUCGGGCCCUGAGGUAGGUGCGGUUUGCACACGUUGGACUCUAGGUCAGCGCAAAUUUUGUUGUGUGUGACUGUGCCACAGACACAAAGUGGCUGGGUGGCGGGCACCCUACAUCGCCCGGGCCCUCGGACUAUGUCCGAAGUGCCCGACCGCUCAGUCUGCCCCUGCAAAGAUUCUGAAAGUGACAGAGCAGUUAAAAAUAAACAAAAAAAAAACAAUACACCCCAAAUGGUUGUUUACAUAACCUUCAAUUGCGUCCAUUUGUUUUCAAGGGCUAUUUAUAUUCUGACGUGGAUUGUAUAUCUUUGGUCCUUAAGGAGUUGCAUAAACUGCCAGAAGAACAUUGUAAAGCACUUUUUUUUUUUUUUUUAUUUCAUGCCUUAAUGUGAGUGUAUCCUUUGUAAAUUCUACGUUCAUGUGUAGUACAAGAGAAGGAUUCACUGGUGUCUGUUUUCCUCAUGUUGUGAGAUUUCUGAUUAAGUUCCUAAUUAGAUGCAAAUGAGGAUACUGUGGAUUUAGUGAAGUAAAUUGUUAGCAAGUAUUGCAUCUAGCAGUCAUGUGUUUUAUUGAAGUUCUUUUUUUAAAGAACAAUUCUAAGGGAUUCUCCAGUGCCAGGAAACAUAUUUAGUUUUCCUGGCACUGCAGGACCCUCUAGUGCCCCUCUCCCUCCCACCCCCCCCAUCCCAAGUUGCUGAAGGGGUUUAAACCCCUUCAGUGACUUACCGGAGUCCAGCGCUGAUGUCCCUCGGUGCUGGGUCAGGCUCCGCUUUCUCUCCUCCCCCACCGACGUCAGCCGGCGGGGGAGACCUAAUGCAAUGGCUGUGCAAAAAGCAUUAGAUUGGACCUCCCAUUGGGAAAGCAUUGAAUAAAGCUUUCAAUGCUUUUUCUAUGGGGAUUUCCUCGAUGCGGGAGGUCCUCACAGCGUGAGGACGUCCAGCGUUGUUUUAAAACACUUCAUGUUCUAUGAACAUGGAAGUGUCCUCUAGUAGACAGCCACUAGAGGAGGACUUAACUCUGCAAUGUAAAUAUUGCAGUUUAUGAAAACUGCAAUAGUUACACUUGCAGCGUUAAGGGUAGUGGGAGUUGGCACCCAGACCACUCCAAUGGGCAGAAGUGGUCUGGGUGCCUGGAGUGUCCCUUUUUAAAGUUCUAAAGGGAGUGAUUUAACAAGAAUUUUCAUUUGGGGACAAUUCCACAAAUCUUCCAUGUAAUUCUUGUGAGGAAAUAAUCCCCUAUUGUGUGAUGAAUUUAAGUAUAGUUUCCAUGUGCUACUGUGUAGUUGUUCUACAGGAAUGCUAGUGUUUUAGACAAUGUUGCUAGGUCAAGGUACAAUAAUGUGUUGUGGUCUAUUUAUGGAAAGUUUUCAAGCUAACUCAUUCUAAAUUUUUUUUUUUUUUUUUUUUAGUUAAGAUAAAUGUUGAAACAUGAAGCAGGGCAUGACUAUGCAAUUUAUUAAAGAGUUAUUUCAACCUCCAAGAUCACUUCUGCUUGAAAUGAUGCACAUCCAGAGAUUUUAUUUAUUUUUUUUAAAUGAUUUAUUCCGACCCUCUCUCCGUCCUGUUACUGGCUCAGACCAUGCUUAUGCAAUCUGAGCCAGCGAAAUGGUCUAAUCAAAUGAUUCUCUAUUAGAAGCAUGUGAGUGGACCACUUAGAGGAAGAGAGUGACUCAGUGUGCCAUUGGGUCAGGGCAUAGAAGAUCCUUGUUGGGUGCUGGAUUCCAAAUGUUAUCCAAAUUUUUUUUUUUUUUUUUUUUUACUUAUUGCGGGCUAUUAACUAGUACCUCAUAAGACACUAUAAAGAAAAAAAUUAAGGAAAUCCUUUAAGACCUGGAACUUUGUAGUUGUUUAAUUGUUCUAGCUUUUUACUGUAGGCAUGGUCUUGCAAGGUUAGGGUGAAUACCAAAGCAAAAUGGAAAGUGGGUUGACAUUGAUUCUUCUGUGGGUUGACAGAAUAGUCUGCUACUAUUUCUAAUCACAGUUAUUCUUUUAAUAAAAAAGGCUCUUGAAUAUUGCUAAUCCACCAGAAUGUGAGGUAUGAGUAGCGUGUAGCAUUCUAUUGCUCCAUAAACAGAACAAGGUUCUUCUCUCUAAUACAGUUUCCAAAAUGCCCAGGGAAAAACAAAGGUGGUUAGAGAAACAUUUCAUUUUAAUAUUUUAUAAAAAAAGCUGUUUCACAGAUUUUUGCCAUUUUCUUUUAUUCCAUUACGAUAUUGAUUGUAAUGCUUUAUUAUUUGCAAAAUCAGUAAAUAUUAACACUCCUGUCACACCUUGGUUGUUCUACAUUUUAUGUUGGUCUAAAAUUGAGGAUUCCUAGAAUAUCAAAGAGACAGUAACACUGUAAACUUUAACUUAUUACUUAAAGGGACACUAUAGUCACCAGAGAAAAUGCAGUGUUUACAUUACAGCCUAGUGAUAACUUCACUGGCCACUCCUUAGAUGGCUGUUAGAGAUCCUUCCUGGGUCAUGGCUGCCUAAAAUGCAUCCAAUCAUUCAGCGUCUCCUCCCUCUGUAUGCAGACAUUGAACUUUCCUCAUAGAGAUUCAUUGAUUCAAUUCAUUUCUAUGAGGAGAUGCUGAUUGGCCAGUGAUGUGUUUGAAUCAUGCUGGCUCUGCCCCUGAUCUGCCUCCUUGUCACUCUCAGCCAAUCCUACGGAGAAGCACUGUGAUUGGUUCAUCUUGCUUUUCUGAGGCAAACCACAUGCAGAGCUACAGCUUCAGGCUUGAAUGCAAGUAAGAUUUUGCUAUAUUUAUGGAGGCAUGAGGGGCCCAGGGCGCUAGAUGGUGGUGUUAACACUAUAGGGUCAGGAAUACAUGUUUGUGUUCCUGACACUAUUGUGUUCCUUUACAGAAACUCCAGAAAAGAGCUGAACCAUGUGUUAGUCAGUUGGUGCAUAAUAUCAUAUUAAACACAUACAAUUUUUUUUUUAACCCCUUAAGGCAGUGGCGUACAUACCGGGGUCGCGACCGGGCCCGGCCCACCAGGGGGCCCGGCCGCCCCUGCGACCCGGUAUGUACCCACAGGGCCAGCCUCUUCCCCUGGGGGGCCCUGGAGCCGACCACCCCAGGCCCCCCCGAGGCUGGCCCUGCUGACCCCCGGAAGGCGGGUGGCCGGUCGGGCAGGCGGGCGCGAGGGAGCACUCAGUGCCUCCUCUUCAGCUCCCUCGCGCACCGCACUGAUGCCGGAGCCGGAAGAUGAUGUCAUCUUCCGGCGCCGGCAUCCCUACGCGGCGCGCGAGGGAGCUGAAGAGGAAGCAGUGAGUGCUCCCUCGUGCGCCAUCCUGCCCGGCCACCCGCCCGCUGGGGUCAGCAGCACCACUGGACCCCAGGGAAUCCCCCCAGCACUCCAAAAGGUAAGGAGGCUGGGGGGGAUUAAAUUUGAAAAAAAUUAAAUUUUUGCACCGGGGCCCCAUGGGUCAUGUGUACGCCACUGCCUUAAGGACCAAACUUCUGGAAUAAAAUGGAAUCAUGACAUGUCAUGUGUCCUUAAGGGGUUAAGUGGGAGUAGAUUUCAUCCACCCCAUAUGCUUUGUGCGGAGAAAAACCGUUAGUCAUUCUUGUUCCAUACCUUAUGCUAGACACAAGUUGUGUUGCUUGGAGUGUUGUCAUUUCUGUUGUAUAAUAGAAUUUGAGCCUGCGGAGAGCAAUGUUCUAUUAAAAAAGAAGAAAGGGGGGAAAAAAAACCAUACAUACAAUUACUUUCCCCUACUUGCAAAAGGAAUUCCCCAUAAGAUGUAUUGCAAUAAUGUUAUUUGUUACGGUUUAAAUCUGAUUUCAAAAUAUACAGAACUUGAUAUACAUUUAAAGGGACACUAUAGUCACCGCACAACUACAGCUUAAUGUAGUGGUUCUGGUGUCUAUAGCAUGUCUCUGCAGGCUUUUUAAUGUAAAAAGAAAAAAUGCAUUGUUUAGUAACACAUUUAGUGGCAGUCACUCGCUUUAAGCAUCUCCAUGCUCUGCAUGUAGACAUUUAAUUUUCCCAUAAAUUGGUGCAGCUUGGCAUUUUGCCACGCACGCGCAAUAGCCUCGUAUUGGUUGAGAUCAUCAAGUUUAGUGAUCUCUGCCAUGGAGGCGGGGUCAGCCACAGCAAGACCGGCGCUGAGAAAAGGUAGGUUUAAACACUUUUUCACUGCUCUGACUGGGGGGCCAGGGACCUACGUAGUGAGUUUACCACUUUUUUUUUUUUUUUUUUUAUAAAUGAAACAAUGCUCCAUUACAAGGCAAUAAAAGAGUAAAAGGAUGAAUAUAGGAACAAGAGGUAACAAUAAUUGGGUCAGACUUGACUAAAUGUUGUUCAAGCUAACUUGCCAGCUGUUUGCUCUGUUUUUUCUGUGUGAAACUGCAACAGCAGUCAUGUUAGGUUGAGCAGUAGAGUCUGACCCUAGUAAACAUUCCUUAAAACUUUUAAAAAAUUACAUAAUUUCCUUUUUUUUUUUUAUUUAUUUUUUUACAUCACAGUUAAUAAAAAUGCUUUAAAAAUCUAACGUUUUCCUUUUAAAGGGAUACUAUACCUGUAUUCCUAACACUAUAGUUCCCUCUGACUCCCCUGGACAAUAAAGGGUUAAAAACGUACUCCAUUCCAAUAAAGCAUACUGGCCAAUAAAGAGUUUGAUCACAUACUCAAUUCCAGUGUCGAUGUCCUUUGGUGCUGGGUUGGUGCCCCGCCUCCUCCCUCAUCUAACAGGGUGGGGGAGGUAAUGCGCAAGUGAGGAACAUUAAGCCUUCCCCCCCCCCCCCCAAAAAAAAAAGCAUUAAAUCAAUGCUUUCCUAUGGGGAUUUAACCAACACUGCAUGUCUUCAUGAAGAGCAUGAGGCCACCCAGCAUCGUUUAGGUGACCUAAAGUCUGGUACAAUCACGGAAAUGCCUCUUGCCUGUCUGGUAGACAGUCACUAGAGGCUGUCUUAGUCCUGCAAUAUAAACAUUGCAGUUUCAACUGCAAUGAUUUACAUUGCAGGACUAGUGCAAUUAGGACAUUGUAUGCAGACCACUUUUGUGAGCUGCAGUGGUCUGGGUGCCUAUAAUGUCCCUUAAAGCUUCACCCACUGCCAAACAUUUCCAAAUCUCAUGCUUUCUAUAAGAACAAGUAGUUUCUACUUUUUGUUAUGUACAGCUACAGAUAAUUUUUUUUUUUUAUUUUAUUUUUUUUUGCUAUUUUUUUUAUGUAAUAAAAUCCAACAUAUCUACAAGAAGAAACGGGGACAAACAUGAUUAAUUUAAUGGAGCACUAUAUACUUUAUCUCAAUGGUCUGGGUGCCAUGUCCCCCCUGUUUAAACCCUGCGGCUGAGACCAUCUGAUUGGCUCAGUGCUGCUUUUUGUCAUGCAUUCAAACUGGCCUCAUACACAUUUGAAUUCCUAACCAUAUAGUGUUCCUUUUAAAAGGUAAAUCCUCAAAGAAUCAGCACCACUUUUAAAUACAAUUUUAGAUAAGUGUAUCUAUAUGCGCACAGUAGCCAAUAUUAUGUUUGGAAAAUGUGUUCCACUGCCAAUAAAUUGCAUGCUUUUUGUGUUAUUUUCUGUAGGUUAACAGAAUGCCAUUGACACUGUACACUUUCCUUCUAACCCUAACAUUUCUGGCGUCAAGCAAAUCCGUAGGUAAGAUGCUAAUUUUUAUUAUUGUUUUAUUUAAAAGAAGGUUAACCCCUCACAGAUAUUUACACUAUACAUUUAAGCAUUUUGAAUAGAAAAUUCUAUAAAAUGAACCUGAAAAUUGCGAUUUCAACUUCUAAAAUCAAUUUUUGUUUUAAUUCUGUCUAUCCAUAUAUAUCUAUAAAAUCAGUGUUUUGAGAUGCAAAAUCAAUAUGUAUGUGCUAUUUACAAACAGAUAUUAUCCAAUCAGUUGGAUUAAUUCAAUUUUCACUUAUCGGACGACACACAGUUCUGGGAGUCAACUGAUUUUUAUUCAGCCACAGCUGGCUUUUAUGCAACACCCCAUGCAAGGGGUUUCUUAAAUCAUAUUCCUGGGGCAUUUCCCAGAUGGACCUGAGAGGGGACAAGUAAACAGUUCAGACUCCUCCUCUGUGUCAAAAUAUCACUCAGAUCCGUUCGGUGGUUCGGGAACACCAUUUGAGUGAAAUUAUGACCGGACAGCCAUGAGGUGAAACCCCAAAACAGUUCCAGAGAAAUUAAGGCUCAAAUGGUCAUUUUUCUGAGGUUCUCACACGAAUGCCGACAAAGGUAUUCCCCCUGGCUGCUAGCACACGAAUGUUCCCCCUGUUGGAUAGUUUAGGUCUCCCGAACGCCGUUCCAGGUCGUCGAUGAGCAUGUACCACUGCCCACGUUCGAGAGACGAAAUGGCCGCUGCUUGUUUUGUACACAUGCGUUCGGUAAUAUGAACAGGGGCCACACAGGGGAAACUUUCUUUAACAAGCAAUUUGCGGUUAACAGUCAGUUGUUAAAAGAUGCAAACCCAUGUUUAUUCUGCUACAAUUGAUAUUAUUGCUAUUAAGAUAAAAAGCCACUGGCAGCAUUGUGUAACUAGUAGGCAAUGGUUUAAUAAACCGUUGCAAUGCCCAGUGGUUAGAUCCCUGCUAACCUGUAGGAAUCUAGUGCAUGGUGUCCUUAGCUCUUGCUGUGUAGUUUUUUUUUAGUUGAAGGAAACAAAAACAAACUGGGAACACGUAAAUGUAACCUAAUGUGCACUUUUUACAUGUAUGGGUGCUUUGAAUUUAGAAAGGGUAGAAGGAUUAAAAUGCAGUUUGGGCACUUUCAAAAGUCAUAUUUUUUUUUAUUUUUUUUUACAGAGGAUUGCAGACUUUGUUUCUUAAACAUUCAUCAUUCCUACUGUAGAAUCGUAUUAAUUAUGGCAGAUUGGGGUUACUAAUCUUUUUAUAAUGUGAUACUCACAUUUGGUAGUUUUAAAUUACCAUGAAAACACGUGACUUGGAAUGCCUCAGGGAUAAUUUUAUAUAAUUUUAUUUGUUUUGCCAGUUCUGGGCAGCGAUCCACAAAUCUGUACAGUCCUGACCCAUUUCCCGCAAUACUUUGGAAUGCAAUACCACAUCCUCUGAAGUUAGUUUUGAUGUUUGUGACUCCUUAGAAAUCAGAAACCUUUCAUGAUUUAUGUUUUUGUUGUAGGAUGUCUCAUUUGUUUAACAAUAGAGCAUUUAUUACAGUUUUAUCUACUUCUCCUGAAUUCUAUUUAUGAUGCGGACCAUUACAGCUGUAUGCUUACUUUAACCCCUUAAACAGAUUGCGAUGUCAGGGCAUGCUGUGCUUUGACUACUAUAGGAGGGUUUUAAUGCUGUUAGGGCAGCAUAGCAGCUCCCUAACGAUCUGGUCAUCCCUCCAGCCCGCUGGCCUACCCAGCCAAUGCCGGUGAUCCGAGACACGUGUUCAUGGUGAUAGCCUUUCACAGCAAUCAUUGUUACAAUGUUUCAGUCAAUGAUUUGUAACAUUGGCUGAGACAUUGUUUUCUGCUCUUCUCUUUCCACACUUUGAUCUGAGAUGGGAGGAACUGUGUCCCUUACUAUGUAAAAAAAAUAAAUUAAAUAAUAAGGAAGGGAUUUUUAAACCCUUUCUCUUGUGAUCAUUCUGAUAAGGGUAUUUAGUACAUUAGUACUAAUAUUUAUUAAAAGGUACACUUUUUUUUUUUUUUUUCUCUUGACCCUUUUUGUCAGCUAAAGUAAUUUUCAUAUUUUUGUUAACCUUCUCUGCUGCCUGAUCAUUGUAUUUUAAAUUCAGAAGAAGUACAGAGACUUUGUGUUUUGGCAAGCACGUUUCUUUCCGAAUCUCCCCCACACAUUGUAAAAAGUCACCCUAGAGCAGCGUUUCCCGAUUGGUGUUCCGUGCGAUUUUUGCCCAUCGGGUGGCCCAAUCAUUAGAGCCACCUGAUGGGUAUCGCUAAACAGGGGUCCAGUAUGGUGUAUAUGACAUUCACAGUUAAAAUGCCAUGCAGAACUUGAAAAAUAACAUUUUUAUUUCUCACAUGUUUUUAGAUUGUAGAGAUCAUUGAUACCGUGUCCCAUAUUAUAUUUCAUUUAUGUGAAAUUAUAGUCCCAUUUCUCCUGAACAAAAUUAUAUAUAAUAAGUGUAGGUACACUUAAUAUGAAAGAGGUAAAUAUAUAGCUCAAAUUCUAAUUUUUACACAUCCAGUGCAACAAAAGGAAAAAUAACUUAAAAUAGAUUCAUGUACCAGUCCUGAUUUGUUAAAUGCCUCAUAUCUAGGAUCUAAAUACAUUUAUUUUGGUAGUUAAUGCAAACUCUAUAGUUGUCCCCCAAAUAUACCAACAAAACACCUGACCCAAUGCUUACUUACUAUAACAGUAUACCUACCCCUAACCUUAACUCUACAUUAUCCCAAACUAUAUUAUUGCAUUAACCCUAACCCGGCAUUAAUCAUUCCCCUACCGCUAAUGAAACCAUCUGCUAUACUGAUCUAGUUAAAAUAGUGGAGUGUGGUCUGUGAUCACUAUCUACUGUCUGUUUUCAGCAUUACCAGGAGAUUUCCCUUUAAUACUGCAAACAAGCAUGCUUUCAUAGCCGAUUACACUUUGCCAGCUGAUCAGCACUGAUCACAAUUGACCCGAGGCAUCCAGAGAAACCAUUUUAGGGUCUGUUUGGACUCUGGGGUCUCCCUUAAGCACCUUCCAGUGAUUGUGCUCAUCUGCUCUGUUUUCAGUUGAUUUAAAGGGCUGUAUGCGGCGCUCAAUUUAAACAAUGCAUACAGAUUACAGAUCGUCAGUCAGUCUAGUCUAGGGCCACUAAAUGGGCCCCGCUUACAGAAUGUUUUUGAUUUUACACACACUGACUGAGAUAAUGUUCUUUUUGUUAACUUUCAAACACGUUUUAUUACAUAAUUCCUCUAUUUCAAACAGAGCCGAGUUGUUAGGUACUCAAGACAGUCAGGGGCCUGGAGUUCCAGCUCUGAGCAAAUCCUCCUCAAGCUGGCAGGGAGCUCAAAAGAUCUCUGCACAGUUCUACGCUCACUCACUUUAUUCCUAGAGCGUUGUGGUCGGUACCAAUAUCAGGUACAUACCACAUAAAGUGCACCCUCGCUGCUACCUCAGCGCUGGUCAAUGACUCAAAGCACCACAGCCAGCUGAUAUCAGUGCAGACUAUGAAGCAUCCCCACUGGACCACAAGGGAUCCAGCUCACCUUCCACUAGACCACCAAGGAUCCUUCUAACCCCCCACUGGACCACCUGGAAUUCAGCUAAGCUUGUUUUGGUGGUCAAAGUGACCACUUUUUUAAAAAUUUAAAAUACUUAGAUUGUUUUGCAGCUUAGUUACUGCACUGUGUUUAACAGAUAAACACAAAUUUAGCCCGGAAACAAGCAAGAUGAUUAAAUACAGAAUAUAACUAUUCAUUCCAUAAACAAAGUACAUUUCAGAAAUGUGGAGAUUAACCACAUGUGUUACCGCACAAGGCAAAGCCCUGCAGUUGAACUAUGUAGUCCUGAUGUGGUCAUUACGUUAUAAGCACUGACAUGCAACUGAUGUGCAUCUGUGAUAUACAGUGCCCUCCACUAAUAUUGGCAGCCUUGGUAAAUAUGAGCAAAAAAGGCUGUGAAAAUUAGCUUUUGUUAUCUAACCUUUUGCACUUUUGUUAAGAAAAAUACACAAAAACACCUAGUGGUUUUAAUAGGAACACAUAAAGUCAUACAUAUUACAAUGAGACCAUGUUCUACUUUAACCUAACUUUAUGAAGUAGCCAACAAUGUUGCUAUUAUUAAAUAUAGCCAUGUUUGGCAUCAUAACCAUCAUUUAAACAUGGAAAGAUUUUCCUUGCAGAACAUAUGUACAUACUGUAAAACAUUUUUAGAAACCGAUAUUUUUAUUAGAAUUUUUUUUUUUAAUUGAACACAUUUUUAUAAUAAAUAUUUUAAAAUAAAAAUAUAACCAUUAAGAUAUGGUGUAAAAUAAAGGGGGGAGGAGGGUGAUGCAAUAUUAAAGGCAGAGGGUUUCCAUCCAUAUGUGCAAAAGGUGAAAGUAUAAAAAAUUUACAUAAAUAAAAUUAGAGUAUAAUAAAAUACAAAAAAAUCAUAUUUUUUAUAUAAACAAUUGCUAUAAUAUUUUUUCUUUAAUUUCAGAAAUAUGUAAAGAUGAAGGAAUUAAUUUUGAAAGAACCUAUGUAGCAGAUGGACAGCCAGUUUAUGUCACCUGCCCUUUGAUACUGGAACUCACUGAACUUAAUUUUAAUAUUUCCUGGUACAGAAAUGACUCCCAAAUUCAAAUGAGUUUUGACAAUAAGUUAAGAGUUCAUCAAGACGAAAACCUUCUCAAGUUUAUUCCUGCAAGUUUGGAAGAUUCAGAGUAUUAUAUGUGCAUUAUCAGGUAAAUUUAUUAAAUUCAACACUAUCCACCUGAAGCAACAUCACCCCCCUAUUUAAAGGAACACUAGAACAUUUGGAACACAUAGAUAUUCCUAACACUGUAGUGUUCCCUUAUCUAUUUAGUUACCUCCUCUUUCCUAUGAGAGUUUAAAAGGUAUCGCGCUGUGCAGGUCUCACUAUGGCUGCUAUGCCACCCUGGCUGAGAUCUUCAACAUUGAUAAUCUCAGCUAAUCACAAGCAUUGGGUGGCUAGUGUGCAUGCUCAGCAAAUCGCUGUACUCCUCCAAUCUAAUGCUCUGUAUGAGCAGCAUGUGAUUGAGAAAAGCCUGACUUAAUUCUCACAUGGGAAGCACCUCUAGUGGCGGUAAGGAAGACAGACACUAGGUUUACCCUACAGUUUCUAAAGGGCCUCUGCACCAAGGCCACUUCAUUAGUUGUCAUUUUAAUGUUGGAAAAUAAUUUCUAUGAUUUUUCUAAAAUGGACCUUUUAGAGGAAUGCUUCCACUACAACGUUUUAGCAAUACUUUUUGUGUAUAAUUGGAAGGCAAUGUGAGGUAUAGUGAAGUCAAAUAAGUUGGACUCAAAGUUCUCCCAAUUGCUUUUUUUUCGCACAGACCCCCUUCCCAUGGUGAUUACUCUGCUUGUGUGGUUGUGCCUGGAAAUGGGUAGCUGGCAUGCACAUAUACAGUAUUUGAUGUUCUCCCUCCAUGGUGCCCAUCUUCACUGCCGUUAAGCUAGUUCAGCUCCUGGUGGUUUCACCUAUUGGUAGCCUCUUCAGUAGUGCACUCUCUCAUGCUCUUACAAGCCUACAAAAUGUUGAUCUAUUGCAGGAUGUGAAAGUUGCUUUCCCUCUUCCACAUUUUUCCCCAAAUCAGCUGUUCAAUUAGACAAAGUAGUCCCUACACACAGUCAACAAAAGCCUUUCGUAAAGAAUCGAUCAUUAUGAAAUGUUCAAAAGUGACACUGGGCUUUAUAAUCUAGCUUAAAUUGGAUGUGUAAUAUGCAUUUCCCCCUUCUGUGUGUGUCUGUCUCUUCUGGUGAUAUUAAAAGUACAUUUUUAAUCUAUUGCUGUCUAUUUUUUGGCAUUCUGUGGUUGGGGUUCUAUUUGUGUGUGUGUGUGUAUGUGUAUAUAUAUAUAUAUACACACUCACACACAAUAUAAAAAUAUAUAAUAUAUAUUUUUAAAGUUUAAAUGUUGUUUUUGUUUAACGACUAUUUUGUAUUUCAUACAGAAACACCACACAUUGCUUCCAAAAGCUAGUAAAAUUAGAAGUGUUUAAGUAUGAUGACGGCUUGUGUUACAGCAGCUCAGCAUUGUAUGUAUUCAAAGAUUUGAUGGUUCAGACAAUCAAUAUACGUUGCCCAGAUUUGGAAAAUUAUAUUGAUGCCAAGAGUCGUAAGCUUAAAUGGUUUAAGGUAAUUGUUCAUUUAAGUAAAAAAAAAUGUUUUUUUUUUUUUAUUUUCCAAGUCAAAUAUGGGUGAAUUUUGAAGGUGUUUUUAAAUGUAUGGUUAUAAGAUUUGAUUAUCUACUAAAUUGAAGUUUAAGGCUUAUACAUUUAAUACAAGAGUUAUAUUUGUUUGCGAUUUGUGCUGUCUCUAUAUACAUUUAUCACAUUGCAUACCCAUGUAAAAUAUAUACAGUAAAACACCAAAAAAUCCAGGAUAAGUUAACUCUGAUUAAAAAAAGCAGUCCUCAUAUGAAACAGGAUGUGCUUUUUUUUUUAUUUUAUUUUUUUUAUUUUUUUCAUAAUGCCAGAUUAAGGAGAAUGCUAUUUGUGCUCUAGACUCUAUCCUUCUGGUGUUUUAUAGUUGGGUGGUUGACUCACAGUAUGCAGUAGACUUGUGCAUUUGAUUUCAAACGAACUGGGAUUCAUCAGAAUGUUAGACUAUUUAUGGUCUGUCUGAAUUACGUUAUUUCAAAACGCCAUAAGGCCGUUUCACGAACAAACGAGUUGGACAAUAGACAUGUUUGUUUGGUUUGUGAUCUGGAGUUCCUUCCAUGUCACAAGAAAAAGAGAAAUGUGGGAAAAAAAGAUGAUCAAUGGUUAGGGGACAGCCACUUAAUGUUAAUUUUAUUCACAGGUAAAAAAGGAGCAGUAAAAAAAAUAAAUCUAUUAUAUUUAAUAUAUGAAUAUUGAUUUCUAGUCACUUUUUCCUGACGUGAUCUUUGAAUGGUGCAAAAAUACAGUUUACUGCAAACUAUGUGUAAUCUGUAUUUUCACCUUCUGUGUGUGUUAUCUGUGUCUUUUUUUUUUUAAAUUUUUUUUUUUUUUUUUUUAACCUUUUUGAAUCUAUUAUGAAGCUAUUUUUUUGGUGUUUUAUUUAAGUAUUUUGCACUAUCGGUCCUUGGGAGAUGGAACCUCAAGCCAUCCCGGUUCGUGUACUUUAUUUAUGUCUAAGAUUGAAAAUAAGUUCUGUGUUUAACAAUUUUAGCUUGUCUCCUUUCUCUAGUCCAACAGGCUACACCAGGUAGCCCAGCUGGUAUCAUUUGUAUCGAACCGUGUCUGUUAUCCUUUCCAGCCUAUUGGCUAGAAUGCUAUUUUUGAAUUAUCACUAAUAAUCCAUAUCCAGGUGUGCAUUGAUAUUCCAAUUAUAGGCCACUCCAGAUGUUGUGUAUGUAGAAAAAUUAAAUCUUAAAAUAAUAUUUCCGUGGAUUACAUCACCGAUAAUGCUGGCAAAGCAUCAGGGGAGAUGUAGUCCACAACAUGUGAAGUGCUGAAGAUUGCCUAACCCUGGCCUAGAGUUUCCCUAGGAUUUUUGACAGGGGUUUAAAUAAAGUGAGAAUUCAAGGUGAAUUCAAAGUUAAAGAUACUAUAGGCAUCAAAACAACUUUAGUUUAGUAAAACAGUUUUAGAGUAUAGAUCAUGCCUCUACAGUCACACUACCCAAUUUUCUGCUAUAUUGGUGUUAAAUCACGUUUGUUUGUGUAGCUCUACAUUUACGUUUCAAUCAGAUCUUCAUUGACUUUAAAAGUUUUUAUUCCCUGCUCUUUAAAAUGAACUUUAAUCACAUACAGGGGUCAACUGUAGUAUCUAGAAGUCUAUUAACACAGUAGAAGAUAAAGAAUUCUAAAUUAAACAGCAUGUGCAAUAAAGGUUUUUAAAAGGUUUAAACAUAAUAUCUCUGUUGGAAGGCUCUGCAAGUGAAAUGCAGGGAAGUGUGACUAGGACUGCAUAAACAUAUACCUAAAUGACACUGGAUUACUCAGUGAGACUGCAUGGGCAUGACCUUCACACUAAAACUGCGUCAUUAACCUAAAGUUGCUUUGUGCCUACAUUAUCCCUUUAGUUUCCAAUUUAAGGCCACUGAGUUGCAUAAUUUUUCAAAUUCAACUUCUCUGACUUAGAUUUGAAAUUCACAUUGAAUCCUUACUUAAGCGUAUAACUGUUAGUUAAUUGUAUAUCAUGUAAUAGAAUCCAGACAAUUUUGUUAGGCUGAAAUAGCAAAAUACAAAGUAUGCUUGUGAAACCCACCCGCAGAUUUAUCAAGGCAAAACAUGUGAUAUUCUGGUGCAGAGAGUAAAUAAGCAUCACCUAAGCGACCAACAGAAUGUCUCUCGACAAUUUUGUAAACUUUUUUUUUUUUUCUUGCAGGAUUGCACCCCUUUGGCUAGCAACACUGAUAAAUAUUUUUCAGUAGACAUUUUCUUAACUAUUAAUAAUGUGACACAACAGGAUGAAGGAAAGUAUACGUGUGAGGCAUCUUUUUAUUAUAAUGGUGCAAGCUAUACCAUUUCACGUACUGGUGAUCUUGUCUUAAAAGGUAAUUAUAAUUUUAACGCCCUAAAGGACAAGUUUUUUUGUUUUUUGUUUUUUUGUUUUUUCUUUGUUUUUCACGUAAACUGGUUCUGUUACCUCAAACUUACCUUUCUCCUACUGCCUCUGCUUCCCUUCUUUCAGAAUCUGUUCUACCUUUCUUUAUUUUUGAUCUGUUUCUCUUUAAAACAUAUGUAUUUGUCCCACGCUUGACAAUAGUGACAAGGGGGUGGAACGUAAGGCAAGCUCAACUUCAAGCUAACAAAGGGUGAAGCUUGUGUUAAGCACCAUCCUUUGUCAAGAUUGACAAGUGUGGGGAAAAAUACUUAAGACAAAGUAGUCCCUAGUUCCCUUCCAGUUCCUGCUAGAGUUUGUCCAACAUGUACUGGGCGUCCUGCGUAAUCAGCAUGUCAUGGCCUUGUGUGCGUGGUCACGUCAUCGCAAGUACAUAGUAGUCCCUGUUAGUGAAUUUCAUAUUUAAGGUCAAAAUGGCUAAAUUGGAAACAUUCUCUUAAAGGCCUUGACUUAAUUCUUCUGACAGUCAAUUUUUCCAAUUUUAGAAUAGAUUUAAUCCCAGCGAUUAAAGUCGACAAAUGUGCGUAUUUUGUUUAGCUGUAGUGGCUUAGUCACUACUAACAGGGGGACCAAGCACUAGGCCCCCAUGACCUCACUAUUUAAAAAAAGAACUGGGGAGGACAUACUAUCACCCUUGUUUUCUUAAAGUGAAAGUAUAUUAAAAUAAUUAAAAGGGGGUAUAGUAUUGCCCAUACCACACCCAUGGUUGGCGUGUGGGAACUCUAAUAUUACCUGCUAGGAGAUCUAAUGACCACCACCAAUGUGUGGUAGAUUAUAAAAAUAUUAUAAUGCUCCCAUCUUUUGGCAGUGGGUGGGGGCUAUUAAUAAUAGGGAGACCUUAUUUUUCCCCGACAUGUACAAAUAUAAAGGGAUACAGCGGUUUUAACCUAAAAUAACAACACAUAGUGUAAUAAAGUUAUUGGCAUGUAUAAAAACAUGCUACUGGUAGCACUCACAGAAUGGAAAUAGUCAAAGUACCUUAAGAGUGCCGCCCCCUAGUCCAUAGGGGAGGUUGUGGAAAUCCACCUCACGUCUUAGGAACACAGGAACCAGAAGGAUGCAGGAAUCAAAAGGUAUAAACUAACUGGUGUAGUGGGUGUGUUUCUAAUUCGUUCCACGAUUGGAGCUGCCAUUAUACCCGUCAGUUGCUUCAGGUAGUUCAUUCCGCUCAGCUGUUCUCGCUUCAUGAUCGCAAAGAUGACGUUUGUGUUUCACGGAACACUUCCGUGUGUUCCAGGGAUGUCAUUUCAUCUGUAUAUUCAGUAAGUAGUUGCGAGUGCGUGGUAAUGUUUUUUUUCGUACUUAACCAUAUGACAGUAUUUCAAAGUCCUCUUACAGGAAAAACAAAUGAUGUAAAUGGUGAACAGAACACUACAAGAAGAAAUGUUUAUUAGAGCCCAUAUUCCUCGUUAAUCAUGUAUAUACCAAUAAAAUGAAAUGUAACCUAACUGUAAAUUCACUUACUCCUUAGAUAGGAUUUAUAAGAGUGCAAAAAAUUUAAAAUAUACCGUAUAUACUCGAGUAUAAGUCGACCCGAAUAGAAGUCGAGACCCCUAAUUUUACCCCCAAAAAUUGGGAAAACUUAUUGACUUGAGUAUAAGACUAGGGUGGGAAAUGCAGCAGCUACUCGUAAAUUUCUAAAUAAAAUUAGAUCCCCCCCAAAAAUUAUAUUAUUAGAAUAUUUACUGUGUGUGUGUGUAUAUAAUGAAUGCAGUGCGUGUAUAUAAUGAAUACAGUGUGUGUGUAUGUGAGGCAGAGCCUUGUUGGGGGGUGGGCAUUUUUUAUAUUUCAAUUUUUUUUAUUUUUUUAUUUUUUUUCAAAUAUUAAUAUUUUUUAUGUUUUUUUAUUUUUUAUUUUUUGGUUUUUUUUCCGGCCCCCUCCCUGCUUAAUAUCUGGCCAGGGAGGGGGGCUCUCAUUCCCUGGUGGUCUAGUGGUGUGCACUGUGUAGGAGGGGGUUGGCAGGAAGCGUUUACUUACCUUUCCUGCAGCUCCUGUCAGCUCCCUUCUCUCUCCUUCGGUUCGGUCAGCUCCACUUCCGCGCGGAGCGUUGCCACGGUAAGCUGUGGCAAUGCUCUGACCUCGUGGCUCUCGCAAGACUUGCAGGGGGGAUGACAGGGAAGCUGACCAGACCGUAGGAGAGAGAAGGGAGCUGACAGGAGCUGCAGGAAAGGUAAGUAAACGCUUCAUGCCAGCCCCCAACAGGACCGCCGGUCUUGUAAUGAACCCCCGGCGGUCAUUGUCUGUAUUAUGGCAAUGUAAGUUGCCAUAAUACAGACACUCACUCGAGUAUAAGAUGAGUGGGGGUUUUUCAGUACAAAAAAUGUGGCGAAAAACUCGUCUUAUACUAGAGCAGGGGUAGGCAACAUUUUAGCAGCACUGUGCUGAAAUAGGAUUGUGAAGUCCCGGAGUGUGCCAGUCCUAUUAUUUUCAAUUGAGGUGUGUAUGUUGCCUUAUACUGCAGUUGCUUUGUAUCGUUGUAUUUGUGCAUAUAUGAGCUAUUAUAUUGUAUAUGUUCAUGAGUAGUUUGUUGUAUCGAGUAUGAUACCUAUGUAUGGGGGCUGCUUGUGGAAUUGGGUUUGUGUGUGUGUGGAUGGAUGUCACAUUGUGUGUUUGGUAGUGUGAGUCUGUUUGGGGUAUUGCAUGUGAGAGGCUGCUUGUGGGGCGGUGUAUGUGGAUUGUCAGUGGUGUUACGUUUGUGCGGAUUGUGCAUUUGUCUGUGUGUGGGCUGUACAUAUUAUUUGUAUGAGGGAAGGGUUAUUCUGCAGCUCUGUGUAUAUCUAGCAGUGUGGGUGGCUUCCCUGGGUUCCAGUGGGGACCAGGACGGACAGGAGCUGCAACAGCAGCUGUGGGCUGCUGUGCUAAAGUGUGGAUUCCUAUUCACAAGUGCUGGGAGGAAGUGAUCACUUCCUCUAUGUGCUGCAAUGCAUAAAUUGAGGAUUGCCCUUCACAACCUUUUUGUAUUCGCAGAUAUUUGAAGUUUCCCUGGGACUCAUGAUAGGCCAGAGCCUGUUUGGCUCUAGCAGGAUUGAGUGCCGUGCAAAGAUACCUCGAGUGCCGUGCAUGGCACACAUGCCGUAGGUUGCCUACCCCUGUACUAGAGUAUAUAUGGUACAUAUUCACAAAAUACAUAUCAAAUAUAAAAAUACAUAAAUACACCCACAUAUUUUGUUAGCAUAAGGCAAUUAACUGUUUUGUUAUAGGAUCUCUGUUUAAAAUUUUUUAAAUUAAACAAAUCAAAUCUAUAUCCACAUUUAACCCAUUCGGCUCCAGUGUCUGCAGCCUAUGUAUCCAGUAGGUUUCCCUCUGGGAUAACUUCUUAACUCUUCCCACUCCCCUCCCUCACCCCCCCCCACCCCCCCACAAUGGGGGAGGAAACCUACUCAUGAGGUUGUCAUAAUUGUAAAGCAUGUACUUUCUAGAGGUUGUCAUAAUUGUAAAGCAUGUACUUUCUAGAGGUUGUCAUAAUUGUUACGAAUAAGUACGAAAAAAACAUUACCAGGCAUGCGCAACUACUAACCGAAUAAACAGAGGAAAUGACGUCCCUGGAACACACGGAAGUGUUCCGUGAAACGCAAACGCCAUCUUCGAGAUCGUGAAGGGAGAACAGCUGAGCAGAAUGAACUACCAGAAGCAACUGACUGGUAUGGUGGCAGCUCCAACUGUGGAGCGAAUUAGAGCGGGAAUUAAGCGGGUUUUUUAACUGCAUGUUUUCAUUGCAUGAAAUUGUUUUAAAUUGAGAAGGUCCCUGAGGAAGUUCUAUGUUUAGAACGAAACGUGUAGGACCGCUGUUUUCUUAUCAAUAGUUUAUACCUUUUGAUUCCUGCAUCCUUCUGGUUCCUGUGUUCCUAAGAAGUGAGGUGGAUUUCCACAACCCACCUAUGGACUAGGGGGCGGCACCCUUAAGGUGCUUUGACUAUUUCCAUUCUGUGAGUGCUGCCAGUAGCAUGUUUUUAUACAUGCCUAUAACUUUAUUACACUAUGUGUUGGUAAAACCGCUGUAUCCCCUUAUAUUUGUACAUUCCUGUUUGAUGUGGCAUCCAUGUGGGAAGGCUGCAGAGGGAAGCUGUUAAGUUACAUGUAUAAUACUUAUUUUUCCCCAGCCCACACCUGUGGGUGGCAGGUGGGAGCGAUAAACAAAUAUACAUGAUUGCUCCUCCCUCCUCAAAAAAAAUAAAGGCAAGUUUAAACCACCCAACUACCUUCCGAAAAACUGCAGAUUUAAACAUGAACAGUUGGAUGUAAUCAAGCUCUGUCUGCUUUCAGUUCAAUUAUUCUGGCAUUAAGUUUGGAUUCUUACUUUAGUAUAUUGACCUUCUGGUACUUCAGUUAUCAGUUUUUUUUGUUUUUUUUUUAAUAUAUAUAUGUGUAUAUGUAUGUGUGUGUGUGUGUGUGUGUGUAUAAAUUAUUUUGUGUAUUGAUAUCUUUGUUUUUACCUUUUUGUGAGUUAUGUUUUUCUACAUCUAUUUAGGGCAAUAUUAGAGGGCAGAGAUAUGUUGUACCUUUUUGAUUUCUCUGAUAUUUAAAGCUAAUAGCAUGCAUCUAUUUCAGCAUUACCAAUACAAAGUUCUCCUGCCAUCAUAAGGCCAACAAACAACAUUUUGACUGUUGAGUUGGGUGAGUAUUUUAUUGUAUAUCAUUGUCCGGGUGGUUGGGUCAGCUCAGGAUGUAACUUUAAUAUAUGUAUACAUAAUAUGUAUAUAUUUAGGUUUUCUUUUUAGAUCUUGUUACACACAAAAGGUGCAAUAUUUUGAGUAUGUGGUUUUCUCCCCCCACAUUUUAAAAAAAGUGUUCUAUAUUUUAGUUGACCUAGUCCUUUAAGUUAAAAGAUAAGCCAGCUGGGUACUACGAGUUAAUGAUGCUGUCGGAGGUGAUGUGACACCUUUGGCAGCAAAGAGCUAUAUGUCUUUACAUUUAAUAUGGAAACGCUGCACCUACAGGGUUCAAACACCAUGAACACUUUAAAUUACUAAAAUAGUCAUUGUGCUUGAAAUUAUCCUAAACAAACUUACUCCCUCGAUGCUGCAGUCCCACCCUUUAGCCCUCUCACCCCCCCUUCCCCCACAACAUUUUUGGCCAUGGGAUCGGUGCAACUUACUAUUUUCAAAAUUGUGCUUGUCCCACUAAGAUGGUGGUGGCCAGAUUGCAUAAGAGUCAACACCUAACUCCAUGAUGUGCUGCUCCCAGAAGUGACAUUGCACUGAAUGGAGGUGAGCACAGGUUUACCAGCCAUUGACAAAGCUCACAAAGGCCAUGGAGUCAAACUGCAGGAUAUGCAUGUAUAACUUUGAAAAUAUACAGAGUUAAAAACACCAAUUGGGUUUCUGGCCGACCUUCCUUGCUCGCUAAUAGAAUUAAAGUUCACCUUUUAUUCCAGUGCUGUCUGGUUUUGCAGCCUCUGGCCCCGCCCAUGUCUUCCUUCUUGGCUGACAUCAGAAUCGAUUUAUCUAAGCCAAUUCAAUGCUUUCCUAUAGGAAAGCAUUGGAUUGGCUGAGCUUGCAAAUUAUGAUGAUCUCAGCCAAGUAGGUGGGUUGGGGGAGGAGUCAAAUGACAUACUGGCUAAUCAGCAUCUCCUCCUAAAGAUGCAACUGAAUCAACGCAUCUCUAUUAGGAAGGUUCAGUGUCUCCAUGCAAAGUAUGGAGAUGCUGAACAUCAGUGCUCCACAUUGUGACCCUAGGCAAUAAUGUAAACACUGCCUUUUCACAGAACUGUUCUGUAUGUGUCUGUUAGAGAUUCCUUUAGUAAUAAAAGUGGAUUUAUUUUAAACCAUGCCAUGAAAUGUAUGAAUAAAGGGGAGAAAGGAGCAAAUCAGUGUUCAGAAUUGUAUAUUUAUCAAAAUCCAGCAUAAAUAAAAUAGAAACUUUUUUUUUUUUUUUUGUAUUGUAGGAUCCCCAGUGAGUCUCGUCUGUGAAGUGCUAUACAAAAAAAAAGUAUUUGAAGUAGACUUUAUAUAUUGGUCGUUUGAUGAUAAUUGGAUUGAUGAUUAUGAUGGCUUCAAUGAAAGGGUUAUAAUUGGACUUCCAUAGUAAGUAUACUUUAGUUUUAAUUUACUCUAAAUAACUUGCAUAAUGGUAACCAACAAAAUCGUAUGUGGUAUUUAAGAUAUGCCGAACUCCUAAUAAAAACACUUCAUACUGACAAAUUUGUGGCUCCUGAUAUAAAAAAAAAUAUAUACUUUUUUUUUCCUACUGUUUUUAAACAGUCAGCUUCCCAUUCAGUGUGUUUUGGUAAAGCAGGUAUUUUUUCUUAUUAAAUUUUUUGUUUUGUCUGCUUAUCCUGUAAAUUGAGGAUCUAUGCCUGGCUAAUGAUGAUGAUGAUGAUGAUGGGGUUGGCAUCCCAUUGUAUGUAUGCUGACACCCCAUCUCUGCAAACGUUGAUGCUAUUACCGCCCACCUGGUUCCCCUCUUCUCUUCCAUAACCAUUUUGCUGCCUGGCAUCCCUACUUCUUUCAAAUAAUAUUCCAUCCUUAAUUUUUGAAGACUUCAGCAUUCCUAUCAAUUCGCUCCUAACUGCAGUAGCCUCACAACUACCUUAAAUUUUUUUUUCUCCCUUGGACUAUCCCAGUGGGUUGAUUCUUCUACUCAGCUGGCAACAACCUCAAUCUUAUUUUUUCAGAUGCGUGCACAGUCUCUAAUUUCUUUAACCCUCUAUUUACUCUCUCAGAUCACCACCUGAUAUCUUUUGUUUGGAAUGCCCCCUCAUGCAACAUAAUCAACCUAACCCCCCUCAACUCAGGAGAAAACUGAAUUUUCUUGACCUCCAGCAACUGUCAGUUGAUGUCCAUUCCUAACUCUUAUCCACCCCUAUCUUAUACUGACCCUCUCUGGCUAUUUCCUUCCACAACAUUACCCUCACCUCUGCCCCGAUCCAAGCACAUACCUCAAGGAGGACACUCCUCCAACCGUGGCACACUAAGUUAACCCGUUACCUACAGAGAUGCUCUUGUUCAGCUGAACAUUGCUGGAGGAAGUCUCACACCUUGUCAGAUUUUCUCCAAUAUACAUUUUUGCGCUACUGGUCAAGAGGUGACUGUUUCUCCUUUCCUCUCGUCUCACUACUGGUCUGCUUGAUCCCAUUCCAUCCCACCUUAUCUCGCUACCCUUGUCUUGUGUCAUUCUUAACACAUAUCUUGAACUGCUCUCUUCUGGCAUUGUUCCUGCUAUACUUUAACAUGCUACUGUCUUACCUGAAACUAUGUUUACAUGUGAAGGGUUAAAACCUGAGGGACCUGGUACUCAGACAACCUCAUUGAGCUGAUGUGGUCUGGGUGACUAUAGUGUCCCUUUAAUUAAAAAAACAUAAAAAUAAUAAUAAUUUAAAAUCAUGAGGAAUGGAUUAUUAUAGUAAAACAUAGUGUGGAGGUGACCGCUGUCCUUUAAUGUGACAAAGUGAGGUUGUGUUAUUACAGAGGAAGAUCCAGUUAUCUGACUACAACCAUUUCUUUCAUGGCCAUGCAAAAAGUCUCUCUGAUCCUCAUUAUACCUUGAAAUUCUGCUUUCCCACAUGCAUAGUUGAGUUUUACAUGAAUAUAGUACAAUUACCAAAUUAAGUAAAGUGAGAAAAUUGUAUUCAAAAUAAUGUAAAGUUAAUCCCUAAAAUAUAUUGUUACAAAUAGGCUUUGCUAAAAUGCAUUCCACCCCCUUUGAUGUGUUCCACAAUUUAUAAGCUUUAUAUUAAAGCAGCGUUUAUUAUUUUAUAGCUUAAUAUUUCUUCUCUUUGUAUUUUAGCAAUAAAACUACAGACGAAGGCUAUGUGUCUAUCCUUGAGCUUAACUUUACAGAAGUUAAAAAAGAUGACUAUGGGAGAAAAUUCAUUUGUACAGCCUAUACUGGAGUAAAUCCUAUAGCCUAUGUUAUGCUUAAGCAUCCAGGUAAGUUGUCAAUUUAUUUGGUUUAUAUACCUGCUGAAUAAUCUAUAUCUAACAUACUAAACAUUACUCAUGAUUUUAAUUGUCAGGGCACACACCAGCCAAAAGAUCAAGCACAAUCAAAGGUUCUUAAACAAACUAUUUUUUUUUCUUCUUCCUUUUAUUGGAUGAGUUCUUGUGAAAUGUUGAUCACUCGUACAAUGAAGGAAGAAAAGUAUUAGUUAUAGAUAUGCUUUUUUACAAAAAGGAUAAACAUAAAAAUCAUAUAUAAUGCAGUUGAAACUGAAUUCUAUUACUAUGUAGAAGCACAUAAUGUAUAGCCAAGUGCACUCAUUUAAUCUCCAUAAGUACACAUGCCUGUGCAAAAAUGCUCGGAGACUGGUUGUCCUGCAGCCCUAUAAGUAUUCUCUGCUUUGUGUACACUAGUAUGCCUGCAAUAGAAAUACAAUAUCCAAAAGCAACAGAAUGCUGUGUCCCAUUCUCUAAACAUUGUGGGGUGCACAAUAGGUGUUUGGGGUGAGUGGGGAGGAGUAGAUAGAUGGCUGUACAUGCUAAUUAAUUUGCUAUGGUUGGCAUAUUUGAAGAUUUCUUUGCGCUCCAGGUAAGUCUUUUUUAAAAAUAAAAUAAUAAUCAUAAAGUGUGUGUGUGUGUAUAUGUGUGUGUGUGUAUAUGUGUGUAUAUGUGUGUGUGUGUAUAUGUGUGUAUAUGUGUGUGUGUGUAUAUGUGUGUAUAUGUGUGUGUGUGUGUAUGUGUGUAUGUAUAUGUAUAUGUGUGUGUGUGUGUAUGUGUGUAUGUAUAUGUAUAUGUAUAUAUGUGUGUGUGUGUGUGUGUGUGUAUAUAUAUAUAUACACACACAUAUGUAUGUGGGUGUGUGUGUGUGUAAUUUCACUAUGUAUACAUUAAAUGUAUUAAACUAGUUUGUUCUGACCUGUUAAUCACAUCUUUCCUCUAAAAAAAAGUCGAAGCACCAUAACUACUACAACCCACAAUAGUGGUUAUGGUGCCGGGAGUGCCCUAAUACAUUCCCACGGUAAAUAGUCAAACUGUUUUUGAGAAUAAAUCAACAACUAACUUUGGUUGCAGUGGUCAUUUCUGUUAGCUGCUGUGCAUGGCCAGCUUAUGGGUCAAAAUCAUCAGUUGAGCUCAGUUCAGGAGCUUCUAUAGGCACAGGAGGCCCCCAUGUUUGACUAAUUACUCUGGGAUGGUGCCUGGGUGCCACUGGUACCAUAGCCACUAAAGUGGGCUGUAGUGUUUAUGGUGCUUGUAGUUAGUGGUGUAUUCAGGUUUGGUGCUGUCCUAGGCAUGACAAAACUCAGGCGCCCCCCCCUCCCUCCAAAUUUAUCUUUCUGACAGAUACACGCCUUCACUGAUGCAUGCACUGACAUACACUCACAGAUAGUCAUUGUCACACACAUUGUUUAACCAACUCACACCGAAACAAACCUUCACAGACAUACACAUUCACAGAUACACACUUACUCAUUCACAGUUACACACUGUGACGGGCCUCACGAUCCUUCUGACUUUUUGGGUUUUAAGCAGGAGGUGUCAGAAAAGUUACACUUUUUAUACAUUUUUAUAACUUUGUGAGUUUACAGCGUACAUACAUAAAACUUAUAUUAUUUUAACCAGUAUAACUUGGGGACAAACAUCCAAAAUUCAUUUGAAUAUUUUCAGGGAUUUAAGUUAGGUCGAAGUCCUUUAUCACUUGCAAGCAUGGCUUUUCCUGCCCAAACCAGUUCCCAAUGGUCUGGCAGUGUCCCUGGGACAACACCCUGCUGGAGAACAAUGGAGCUGGGGGAGGGGAAGAGCCGCACCUUCCCAGGGAUUCAAAGGGGAAGAAAAAGGUGUCCAAAAAGUUUCAAUAUGUCCAUACACUGUUUUUAAAGGGCCAGCACCAUACAAUAAAAGUCCAUAAGUCCAAAUGCUAGUUUAAACGGGUACAAUCUCCCAGAGGCCAUAGUUGCAGGGCAGGAGGCUGGCAAGCAGGCCUCUCCAGGACCAAAUGGUGAAGUGCACUUCCUCACACACACUUACAGUCACCGACAGAAACACAUGUACACUAACUGACAGAUACGCAUUAACCGAUUCACAUGCACACUCACUGACAAACACUGAUACACUCAGUGACAGACACACAGUCACUAACACAUACCAAGUAAAACACACUCUCUAACAGACACACACACAUCACUAGCAGACACACACCAACACACACUCUAUAAGACAUACUAACACUCACUAACACACACACUAACACACAUAAUAAUUUUAAAUCCAUCCAGCCUUUGGGAGUGCUGGAGUGGAUUUUUCAAUCUGGUCCAGUGGGGCUGGCUGCAGCUUUGCGGGUGGUUGGGAGGUCUGGCAGACAGGUGAGCUGGGGAAGCGGGUGGCGAGGGAGCUCUGAUCUUAGUGAUGUCGGGGCUGGAGUGACGUCAUGCUACGGCAUCACUGCAGGUGCACGAGGGAGCUGAGCUGGUAAAGAUUAGGGGAGAGUGCUCCCUCGCCGCCCGCAUGUAACAUUAGCACAUGCCUGCCUCGGGGGGCCCUAAGGUGGCCAGCUCCUGGUCCCCCAGGACAAGAGGCUGGCAAGGCAUUUGCCAGGGCAUUGGGGGUUGUAUGUUUUUUUUUUUUGGUGCCGCCUUAAGCAAAUGCCUUGUCAGCCUCGCGCUAGAUACAACGCUGCUUGUAGUGUUUAAAGGUUUGCUUUGCUGUUCAACAGUGUCAAUUUUCUCUACCUUGCUGCAGAAUCUCAAUAAUUUUUUUUAAUUUGAUAUUUGCUGUGACACUACUUUUUUUUUAAAUUUUCUAUGCUGCAUUCUUUAAAGGAGCAGUUUAUUAUGUUUGCGUGUAACUGUGGUUUCUCUUAUUGCUUACAGAUCCUAAUUUGCAGGGCUUCUUGAUUGCAUUUUUUCUAUCAUUGGUGUUUGUCGUCAUUAUCCUUUUAAUACUAUUCAAGAUUUUCAAGGUGGACGUCGUUCUUUUUUGUCGCAGCGUCAGUCUCUCAAAAGCAAGUCUGAAAGGUAUAUUUAAUAUUGAUUAAUGGAAUACUAGAAUUUAAACGCAUAAAUCACUGUGAUCAAGUUGUGACUCCCAAAACGUGUAUAUUAAAAUAUUUAAGAAACAUACCAGACCCCCCCCCCCCUUUACUUGAUUAUAAUGCUUCCCAAAAUAAAAAAAUAUUGUGAGAAUGUACAUAUUAUUUUAAGCAUGCUUCAGCCUUUUCAUUUUUAUUUAUUUAUACUUUCUUUUAGAUGGGAAGUUCUAUGAUGCUUAUAUUAUGUAUCCAAAAGAUACAAAAGGAACCAGCUCCUUCACUAUGGAUGUCUUUGUAUUAAAAGUUCUACCUGAGGUUUUGGAGAGGCAAUGUUCUUACCGGCUCUUCAUAUUUGGCCGCGAUGAUAUACCAGGACAAGGUGAGCAUUAUGAGUUACCAAGCAAGUGUCUAUUAUUAUAGAAUUCCUAACUGCAGAAGUGACAGAUGGGACCCAGACCUGUGUUCCACCACUAUUUAGUCACAUUGUUAAUUUGUUCUUCAAACACUUUAUGUAACUAUUGUUUCAUAACAAAACUGAAACAAGCUGCUAUGGAAUUUAGACUUAUUCAGCACGAGUAGAACCUGAUAGAUAACUCUUUGCCCCAAGAUUACAUGAACCUAUAGACCACCGUGCGUAUUCUCUGUUUCCUAGAGAGCAUGUAACUUUUAGCUUAUAAAGUACAUUUUAAAAAUGUAAAUAAUAAUACUAAAAAAGUAACAGUGACCAUAUAUGCAGGGUCAUCGUCCGAAAAGGAUUACUGGCACUGAUCUGAUAACAGGACCCCUUGAGCACUGUAACCAGACAGCCCAGCCAUAGAAAAUCAGUUACACAGAGAGGGCCCCUUAUCAGAUCAAAUUGGCGAUUCCCUUUGAAAUUGUGCUGGGAGGAUUAAUGACAUACCACUUUAUUCCAAUAUAAGGAUGCCCCCAGAGAUCAAAUGGAGUCAGCUUCCCUGGAGCCAUUUACUGGUUCACUCUUGAUAGACCCUUGUAAGUCAAUUAUCCUGCACUCAAAAGGGUGUACAACUCUGCACAAAAAAAAAAAAAAAGGGUGGCCUAAGCAACAUUUCUAGUAUGUGUGUAACAGGUUGUGUGGCAGAGUGUAUGUAAUAUAUAUUUAUAUAACACACACUCCAAUUGAAGAAUUCAGUCUGUUUAUUUUGCUUCUGUUCUAGUGUUUAGUGAUUUUUUUUAUUUUUACUUUUUCAUUUCAGUUGCACUACUAACAAGUGAGGGGGGGGGGAUUAAAGGAACAAACUUGUAUUCCUGACCCUAUAGUGUUAAAUUUAGGUGGCUUGCCCUCCCCCUGUACCUUAGAAGGGGUAAAACUCAUCUUUGUUUGUCCUGCACCCGAUCCGCCUCCUUGAUGACAUCAGAAUUAACUUUUUUUUUGCCAAUCCAAUGCUUUCCCAUAUUGAACACAUUGGAUUGGCUGAAAUCUGCAAGGAGGUGGGAUGGGGUUGGGGAUAAAUUAUGUUUUGGCCAGUCAGUACCUCCUCAUAGAGAUGCAUUGGUUCAAUGCAUCUCUAUGAGGAAAAUUCAGGGUCUCCAUGCAGAGCAUGGAGACGCUGAAAGGCAGUGCUGCCUACUGUGCAGCACUGCCCCAGGAAGCGUCUCCAGUGGCUAUAUGAGAAGUGGCCACUGGAGGUGUCCCUAGGAGGCAAUGUAAACACUGCCCUUUCUCUGAAAAGGCAGUUUGCAUGAAAAUGUCGGCACGGAAUGAUUAUACUCAUCAGAAAAAGUACAUUAAGCUGUAGUUCUGGUGACUAUAGUGUCCCUUUAAGUGUCUAUAAUAAUUGGGUUCUCUUAAACUGUCAAAAGGCUAGAUGUUGAGAGAUGUUCUUCUACUAGCUUGUCUUCCUAGUACAUAUUCUCUAAGAUAGUGUAACUGUAGCAUGCAUAUUAAGAUAAAAUUGCCGAACAGUCUUACAGUCAGGUUAUUUUUUUUUUAUUUUUUUCAAUCUGAAUAUGUCUUUCUUUUUUUGCAGCCACUGUUGAUGCCAUAGACGAAGCUAUCGCUAAAAGUAGAAGACUUAUCCUUGUUUUAGGGAACACCUCUAAAGGAUUGGAGAAUGACUUUGAGCAACAAAUUGCAAUGUAUGAUGCUCUUAUCCGGAAUAAAAUUAAGGUUAUCUUGGUUGAAGUUGAAAAGAUUUCAGAUUACUCAAACAUGCCAGAAUCUAUCAAAUACAUCAAACAAAAGCAAGGUGUGGUCAGAUGGAAAGGAGAAUUCACAGAGGCAAAACUUUCCCCAAAAACAAAGUUCUGGAAAAACAUUCGAUAUCUGAUGCCUCCAGAACAGCAUCAGCUUUCAAAAGACUCAAAUUACAUAACAUCAGAAGAUGUGGAUGUGUAGCACAGUCUGUGAAGAAGAAUUACUAGAAAGUGAUCACUGAAGAGAACAGUUUUUUAUCAAUGGCAUACUACAUGACACCUGCACUUCUAAAGCACUUUGUACAGCAAUGGUUAAAAAAAAAUAAAAAAUUAUUUUUUUAUUUUUAUUUUUUUAAAGUUUGACUCCUCAUAUGUUAUGUGCGCUAUGUGCCAUACAUGAUAAAUACAUGAACAAUACUUACUUCUCCUCAAAUGUAUGUUUCACAGUUUACCAUCCAUAUUAAGGAAAAUUCCCAGGAGAUCAUGUCUAUCAUGAUACAUACAAUUUUUUGGGAUCAGAAAGCACUGUUUUUCAAAAAUGUUACAUUUAAUAAUGUGGAUGCAAUGCAAACUCUAAAACUGAAUACACAGAGCAAUUUGUAGCACCAAAAGCAGAAUAUCUUCAGUAUUUUGCUGGUGUUUAAUCAACACAAUGUUUGACGGACCUUAAGCAAUUGAGUUGUAUAUAUGAUCUGCAUGUAAAUAUUAUAAAUAUAUAGACUGCAAGGUUUUUUAAAUUUUUAUUUUUAUUUUUUUUAUUAUUGUGAAAAACACGAUAGAGUAGGUUUUUUCAGACUUCAUGGUAAUCGGAUAAUUUAGACUGCAAAUCCUGAGCAUCAGGUUCACUUUAGGAUUUUAUUUGGACCCAUAGCUUUAACUGUCAACUGAAUCUGAUACAAUUUUUCACUAAGUUAUGAAUCCAUAUCAAUCCAGAGAUAUUGAAUUGCCUGUAUGUUUAUAUUUUUUCACCCUGUGAAUCCAGACUGGAGGAAUGUUCUAUUCAACUCCCUAAUUGACAGGCAACUAUAGGAACGCCAGAUGUUGGGGACUUCAUCUCCCAUAAUGCUGACAAAGCAUCAUGAGAGAUGUAGUCCGAAACAUCUAGAGUGCCAAAGGUUGCCUGUCCUAAUUGGUGCCUUGUUAUAGCUGUAAUUUGAGUACAAUCGGCAGUACUGGUAUUUAUGAAAAUUGUUCGACUGUUACAAAUGAGAUUUAUUUUUUUUUCCUUUCCACUAAUUGUAUGACUUGCCUGGGUCAGAAAAGUCUGGAGGAAAUGCUCAAGACAGUUGAAAAUAAAUACUUUUUUUGCAAAUGGA